AUGGAUAAAUUCACACUUUUUAGUACUGAGCAUCUUACUGAUUUUAAUAUUGAAGCUCGAGUGUAUAAGCACGAUGACAGUGGAGCCACAGUAGUAAAAAUGGUCACAUUAGACCCUAAUAUGACGUUUUCGAUUUUAUUUAAGACGCCUGCUAUUAAUGAUAAAGGGAUUACCCAUAUCAUCGAGCAUUCUGUAUUAUGUGGGAGUGAUCAUUACACGACCAAAGAGCCAUUUGCCGAUUUGCUUCGUGUGAGUUACCAGAACUUUUUGAAUGCGUUUACUAUGCCAGACUCGACGAUGUAUCCGAUCUCUUCGAUGAAUGCGGUGGACUAUCUCAAUCUAAUGAAAGUUUAUUUAGACGCAGUUUUCCUCCCAAGAGUCCGCCACGACAAGUACCCCUUCCUUCAAGAAGGAUGGCGAUGGGAACAAAAGGGGUGUCUAGAUGCCACUAGUGAAGACUCUUUCACUAGUACUUCCGAUGAUCCUCAUGACGCUGAAAGCAACUUGUGUUACCAAAAUAUGUCAAGCUCCUCGUCUCAAAAUACUUUCAGUAUUAAACCAGACUUAACCGUCAACGGCGUCGUCUUCAAUGAGAUGAAGAGUUCCGAGACCGACCCACUUUCUAUAUGUCUUCGCGCUCUCAGACGAGCGCUCUAUACUGGAACGUAUCAGUAUGAAGCAGGUGGCAUAUCUUCUGAAAUCGAGCAGCUGACAUAUAGAGAAGUACAGGACUUUUACUUCUCUCACUAUACUCCCCGUAACAGCGUGACGGUCCUCUAUUCUCCUCUUUCUUUGUUGUCCUCAGAAUUUGAAGUUUUAGACAUGUACUUCACGCAGCAGAUAAAGUCGGCUGUUAAAAGUGACUUAAAAGAAGGCGCGACGAGUGUUCUAUUAGGCGACCCUCUUGAAAGAACCACGAAGAUCGAAGUUGAGUACCCGAUCGGAGAAGAAGACGAAAUCGAGAACAACGCAAUUUUAGUGUGUGCGUGGCGGAUGGGCGUCAUCGACUAUGAAACGGCAUUUGCACUGAAUGCCGUUCAAAAAAUUUUUGAAGCAAAAGAGGGCAACGCGUUCGUCGAGAAAUUGACUGAUUUAAAAAUAGCGAAGACAAUUAGUGUCGAUUUUGACACAGAAUACAGCGACCCGACUUUUGUCGUCUUUGCAAAAAAUGCAGAUCUUAAAAAGAUUGAGGAAUUUGAAGAUCUUUUCCAGAUGGAACUUGAAAAGGUUGGGCGGGACGGGUUUGGCUUAGAGAAAGAAAUUGCUGCGAUCAAUUCAGUCGAGUUUGAGGAGAGGGAGUGCGAGGAUGAGUGGGGGACAUCAAAAGGAGUACUUUUAGCGAUGAAAAUAGGAGAAGGCUUUGCGCAUGAGAAAAGUGACUUGUUUGAAUCUUUUCGAAUCAAAAAAGUUGUUGAGAAGAUUAAAAAAAAUUCGAAGUACUUUGCAGAACUCAUUCAAAAAUUUUUUAUUAAAAAUUUGCGAAAGGUCGUCGUUUUGUGCACGCCAAGUCAAACUCUGAUGAAAAAAAUGAGCGACGAGGAGGAAAAAAGACACACAGAAAGAUCUCAAAAUUUCAAUGAGGAAUGCAUACAGAAAAUUAUGGAGGAGGAAAAGGAGCUCAAGAGACUACAAAACUUGGAAGACUCGGAGAUUCAAAAGAGUACAAUUCCGACACUGAAGAUUUCUGAUAUAGCGAAAAAAGGAGUUGAUGUUACAAUGGAGCGAUUGGAGAGUGAAAAAGUGAGAUCUGUAUAUUAUAAAGAGAAUAGUACGAAUGGAAUAGUUUACUUUACUUAUAGUUUUGAUAUAAGUAGUUUAAAACUAGACGAAAUAGUUCCCGCAACUAUACUGAGUAAGUUACUCAAAAGUUUUGACACGAAAAGUCAUAGUUUUCUUGAAUUAAAUACUUUACUAGAAAAAUACUAUGGCAAAAUUGAGUGCAAAAUUACUUCGACGUCAAACAAGCGAAUCAAUGCGGCGCACGACGAAGCUAACAAAGUGAUCCCUUACUUUGAAAUCACUGGCAAGCUGUUAUAUGAGAACUCUAAAGAGGCGCUUUUACUUCUUGGUGAGGUGUUGAGCCAAAUCAAAUUUGAUCAAAAGACAUUAGAGAAGAAGUUAAAGACUAUGCUCUCCGACGCGGAGUAUCAGAUGAAAGAGGAACCUUCAAAACUCCUCUCCGUGCGAAUUCAAUCGUAUUUAACAGGGGCGGGAUACCUUCAAGAUCUCACCGAUGGGCUCUCUGGCUAUCGCAAAGUCCAGGAAUACGCGGAACACGUCGCACAACGUGGCGACGUGUUCCUCACAGAACUUGAAAAGAUCUAUUCUUCGAUAUUCGAUACUCAAAAGUGUUCGCUGUAUUAUUCAUGCGAGAGAGAGAAGAGAGAUGAGAUGCUUUCAGUAUUCACGGACAUCGGGAAGUGUAUGAGGAUGGGUGUUAUAGAUGAAGCAAAGAGAGAGGAAGUUGGUUUGCCUUUAAAAGACGUACAAAAUCGGGAGAUUAGGGCGAUGGAUUUUUUAUCACUUUCAAACCCCCGAAACGAGGCGCUCGUUUUUCCUCUCAAAACCAAUUACGUUGGAUUUGGGUUCAAUUUUGUCGCAUUGGACUUUGCGAUGAAUUCCUCGUUUAAAGGCCUUUGCGAAAUUAUUGAAAAACUUUUUCUGUGGGACAAAGUGCGAGUUGAAGGCGGCGCGUAUGGGGCGUGGGUGACGGCACAGGCGGACGGGGUUUUUAUAUUCCAAUCGUAUAGGGACCCUCACAUCACUGAGACACUUGAAGUGUAUAAAGAGAUCCCAAAGCUUGUCGAGACGAUGCAACUGGACAAGAACACACUUGAAAAGUUCUUAAUAGGGAUUUUCGCACAAAUCGACAUGCCGAGAAGUCCUGAGGCUUUUCUUGAAUUCUGUAAGUUGUGUUUACAAGAGAACACAAGAGAGAACUACUACGAAGUGAGAGAAAAGAUGUUUGAUGUCACUCCACAGUCUAUUCUCGAGACCCUUAAAAUCAUUAAAGAAGGAAUUAAACAUGCAAAUGUGUGCGUUGUUGGGAAUAGAGAUGCAAUUGAAAAAAGAGCUUAUAUAUACAGCGAUAUUAUUGAAGUCUUUAAGAAAUAA
Molecule: messenger RNA, 3114 nt
Organism: Entamoeba invadens IP1
Lineage: Eukaryota; Evosea; Mastigamoebida; Endamoebidae
Exons: 1
Coding region: 1-3114 (1037 amino acids)
Biological process (GO): protein processing
Cellular component (GO): mitochondrial matrix
Molecular function (GO): metal ion binding
Source: RefSeq, a predicted model, not a curated record